AUGAAGUUCCCAAUGUCUGAACUUCACUCAGGCAAAAGCCCUCCACAGUGCAGCAGCAGCGCCAAGAAGGUGCUGGUGGCGCUGCUGGUGCUCGCCUCGACGCCGGUUCUCCUCGCUGCGAUCUCCCUUUAUUUGUUCGUCACCGGCAUGCAUCUCAAUGUCCCGUUAUCUCAGGAGCUGGAGAUCAGCGCCAGUGAAUCCAAAGCAAUAGAGGGAGUGGACAGGAGACGCGAUGUAUUUAGAGGGAAAUGGGUCCAUCACCCCAAUGCCGUGUGCUACGCCAACAUGACUUGCCCUUUGAUCAUCGAUCAGCACAACUGCCUGAAGUUUGGGAGGCCCAACACUGAGUUCUUGAAGUGGCAGUGGAAGCCCGACGAGUGCGAGCUGCCUCAGUUCCACGCCGGCCAGUUCUUGGAGAUGGCUCAAGGGAAAUCGCUCGCGUUCAUGGGGGAUUUGGUCAGGAGGAACCAAAUGCAGUCACUGCACUACCUCCUGGCCAAUGUAAGUGCCGUCUCUGUGUCCCUACUCAGCUUAUGCAGCAUUUGCAUUUGA
This is a messenger RNA of Eucalyptus grandis, 552 nucleotides long. Its product is annotated as protein trichome birefringence-like 19. The transcript has a single exon. Gene Ontology annotation, molecular function: O-acetyltransferase activity. Gene Ontology annotation, cellular component: Golgi apparatus. NCBI's taxonomy places the organism in Eukaryota, Viridiplantae, Streptophyta, Magnoliopsida, Myrtales, Myrtaceae. The coding region runs from base 1 to 552 and encodes 183 amino acids. The record is from RefSeq and is a predicted model, not a curated record.